Colossoma macropomum (tambaqui) is the source of this 2204-nucleotide messenger RNA. RefSeq names its product pancreatic secretory granule membrane major glycoprotein GP2-like. The transcript is spliced from 13 exons. The coding region runs from base 58 to 1170 and encodes 370 amino acids. The record is from RefSeq and is a predicted model, not a curated record. NCBI's taxonomy places the organism in Eukaryota, Metazoa, Chordata, Actinopteri, Characiformes, Serrasalmidae.
AUUGCUCCAGACACAGCGCUACCAGACUGCAACUCAGUAAGACAUUAUUAACCCAAAAUGAGGUCGCUGCUUCCCCUGUGCUUGACCGUCCUGCUCUUUAUGAGUGAGAUGGUGAACUCCUCAUUUGGCGAUGGGUCAGGAAGAAACGAACACGGGUCAGGAGGAUUUGAAGAUGGCGAGGGGUCAGGAGGAUACGACGAUGAGGAAUAUGAACACGAAAGGUGUGAGCAUCUGCACUGCACCCGGAACGAGGUGUGUAAGGAGAGAAAUGGCCAUUUUGGCUGCGCUUGUGGAAGGCACAAUCCAAAGCCCAACCCUGAUUCUUUUGAUGUCCAUGAGUCAUGUCAGAGCAGCUCUGGAUCGGUGUCUCUGUCCCGCUGUCAGCUCUUUGAUGCUGGAUUUCCUGCCGAGUACCUCCACCUGAAUGAUCGCCACUGCAAAGGGAUGAUCAAGGACGGCAGGGUGGAUUUCCAUUUCGACAACCAUGAGCACGUCUGUGGCACAACUCUGGAGACUAACAAAACACACUUCAUCUACAAGAACGCCGUUCAGAUGGUUUACGGCCCGGUUCAUUUGAUCAGUCGUGACAGCUGGCUGGCCAUUAACUUCUCCUGUGUGUACCCACUUAUCAAAAGCAUCUCCAUGCCCAUGUCCAUCUUGGCCAAGGAGAGUGUGGUCUACAAGGAUCUGCCAGGUGAAGAGGGCACAUACCAGAUCCGCAUGGUGCCCUACAAAGAUGCUUCAUUCACACAUUCUUACGGUGGUGAUUUUGAGCUUGAAGUGAACCACCAUGUCUUUGUGGGCGUGGAGGUGGAAGGAGUCGACAGACAACAGUUCUCCCUUGUGCUGGACAACUGCUGGGCAACUCCACACAAUGACAUCACCGACAAUGUUCGCUGGGACCUGAUCGUUAAUGAGUGUCCCAGCCGUAGGGAUGACUCAGUGAGGGUGCUGCAGAACGGAGUCUCGACAUCCAGCCGCUUCUCCUUCAGGAUGUUCACCUUCACUCACCAGUCUGAACACAUCUUCCUGCACUGCAAGGUUCACCUGUGCCUGCGGACGAGUGGUCGUUGCGCACGGUCAUGCAAUCGUCACCAUGGGGAACAUGGUUCAAGGAAACGCAGAUCUUUGGACUUCCAUGACACAGCUGCCAUUAGCAUGGGCUUCUGAUUUACUGUUUGAAAGCUCCAUUUAUUAUAAUAUAGCUCUAUUGUUUAAUCUGUAAUUAAUCAAAGUGAAGUAAUUAUUUACUCUUUUCCUUAUAAUCAGAAAUACAUAUGUGAUUUUGCUGUACUUUACUGCCUUAAUUCUGUUAAGCAUAAGCAAUGACAAUAAAUUUCUCAAGCACUACGUGUUGUUCAAAUGUUCAUUGCAAUAUGGCUUGUGUAUGUCAAAAACUUGGAUAUGUUAAAGGAUCUGCAGGGACUGCCAAUAGGUUUUUUCAACAGCGUAUAUGGAGCUAAUGUGUUUACUGUUACACCAAACAUCUGAUGAGGUCUAGUUCUUGGUGGCUGCUAAAGGGCUACAGCAUGUAGGUACCUUAUACAUCAAGUCAAAUAUUUGUAUAACCCUUUAAGAGAUCAUGGGCCAGAUUCAUAAAACUAACGUUAAGAGCAAAUAGUGUGGAGGUAACCUGUUUGCUGAUUUAUAAACAAGGACUACCAGUGAGUUUUACCACUUGCAUGAUGUGACGCGUGGCUGUUCUUUUGCUUAAUUUACAUAUGGUCAUAGCGAUUCAUAACAGGAAGCACUCUUGCAGAAAAAUUACCCCUGAAGAAUGCUGGUGGUAGUUUUCCCCGGAAAACAGUUUAAAGGUGAAAUCAGCCUCUUGCGUGUGGAAAACAGGUUUAGCUUGUAAUCCAAGUGGAGUCAUUUGACGUGUUGAAAUUCUAAUUGUAGGUUCAAAUUGAUUUUGUUACAAGCAGUUUUAGUUUUUAAUCCUAUGUUUCAGUUUCCAAUGGAUUUUACAAAGGAAUUCAGUUUACAUAUGUGAAAAUGAUACUUGCUAGUAAAUACAAAUUUCUUGCUAGUGGAAAUUAAAUUUUCAUUAAAUGCCUGAGAUUAAGACAAAUAGGAAAUAAAAGCUAAAAAGGCUUGCCAUAGUAGUUAGAAUUUCAGCAUGUCAGUUUUCAGUUGUGUGGGAAAAAUGACUACAUGUAAAACUAAUGAAGUGUAAAAAGGCUUGAAUUUUUACCAGUGAGAAA